AUGGCUGCGACCAAAGCAGCCAAAGAACAGAAAUAUGACCGGCAGCUCAGAUUGUGGGGGGACCAUGGUCAAGAAGCUCUUGAAAAUGCCCACGUUUGUCUCAUCAAUGCCACAGCAACUGGGACAGAAAUACUGAAAAACCUUGUGCUUCCAGGUAUUGGAGCAUUUACGAUUGUGGAUGGACACACUGUUUCAGGGGAAGAUGUGGGACAUAACUUUUUCCUUAGCUACAGCAGCAUUGGAAAGAACAGGGCACAGGCUGCCACAGAACUGCUCCAAGAACUGAACACUGAUGUAUCGGGAAACUUUGUUGAGGAGAACCCUGACAUGCUCUUGGACAACAAUCCAGAUUUUUUCCAUAGAUUUACCAUUGUAAUUGGUGUGCAGUUACCUGAAAGCACAAGUCUGAGGCUAGGUGCAGUUUUGUGGAGUGCCUCAGUGCCAUUUCUGCUUUGUAAAACAUACGGCCUCAUUGGUUACAUGAGGCUUGUCGUGCAAGAGCACACAGUGAUUGAGUCACACCCUGACAAUGCUUUGGAGGACCUGAGGUUAGACCAACCUUUUGCUGAGUUCAAGAAACACAUUCAAUCUUAUGAUCUGGAAAGCAUGGACAAAAAGGAUCACAGUCACACACCUUGGAUAGUCAUUGUUGCUAAAUAUCUUGAAAAAUGGCUCAACGAGCAAGACUCGCAGCCACCCCGAAAUUACAAGGAGAAAGAGGCCUUCAGAACGAUUAUUCGGGAAGGGAUCUUGAAGAAUGAGAAUGGAGUCCUUGAGGAUGAAGAAAACUUUGAGGAAGCCAUUAAGAAUGUCAACACUGCUUUAAAUCCAACGAAGAUCCCCACUGUUAUUAAGGACCUCUUUAAUGAUGAUCAAUGUAACAACUUAACUUCACAGAGUUCACCCUUCUGGGUGAUGAUGCGAGCUGUGAAGGAGUUUGUACAUAAUGAAGGCUGUGGUAACCUACCUGUGCGAGGGACCAUCCCAGAUAUGAUUGCAGACUCCCAGAAGUUUAUCAACCUCCAGAAUGUUUACAGAGAAAAGGCCCUGCAGGAUGCUAUGUCUGUUGGCAGAUACGUUGAAAGCCUGGUCCAGUCUAUUGGAAAGGCACCUGAAAGCAUCUCUGAAAAAGACAUAAGACUAUUCUGCAAGAAUGCCUCCUUUCUGCAGGUGGUGCGCUGCAGAUCUCUGGCGGCAGAGUACAGCAUGGAUUCAGUCAACAGAGAUGAAAUCACCUCAUGCAUGGACAAUCCCGAUAGCGAGAUGGUCCUCUACCUUAUGCUUCGAGCAGUUGACCGCUUCCACCAGCAGCACUCGCGCUAUCCAGGUGUGUAUAACUAUCAAGUAGAAGAGGACAUUAGCAAGCUCAAGCUGUGCGUCACUAGCCUGCUACAGGAAUACAACCUUAAUGUCAACAUUAAGGAUGAUUACGUGCACGAAUUCUGUCGAUAUGGUGCAGCUGAGCCACAUACAGUUUCUGCAUUUAUGGGAGGUUCAGCUGCACAAGAGGCCAUCAAGAUUAUCAGCCACCAAUUUGUGCCAUUUAACAACACUUUCAUCUACAACGCAAUGUCACAGACCUCUGCUACUUUAAAAUUGUGA
This is a messenger RNA of Nerophis lumbriciformis (worm pipefish), 1602 nucleotides long. NCBI's taxonomy places the organism in Eukaryota, Metazoa, Chordata, Actinopteri, Syngnathiformes, Syngnathidae. The record is from RefSeq and is a predicted model, not a curated record.